Carassius gibelio (silver crucian carp) is the source of this 2991-nucleotide messenger RNA. RefSeq names its product NACHT, LRR and PYD domains-containing protein 12-like. The record is from RefSeq and is a predicted model, not a curated record. Lineage: Eukaryota; Metazoa; Chordata; Actinopteri; Cypriniformes; Cyprinidae. Gene Ontology annotation, molecular function: protein binding.
AUGAACCAGAGAGACCUCGCUAAAACACUACAGACCAAGCUGGCCCCUUUGUAUGUGAAAAAGCACAAAUCCAGACUAAAGGAUGCCUUUCAACUAAUAAACGAAGGAAUAUCAAAGCAAGGAGACUCGCUUCUGAAUGAGAUCUACACAGAGCUUUACAUCACAGAGGGAGGGAGUGGAGAGGUCAACAAUGAGCAUGAAGUGAGACAGAUUGAGAAAACAUCAAGAAGACCAGAAAUGCCAAUCAAAUGCAAUGACAUCUUCAAAACCUUACCAGAACAAGACAAACCCAUCAGAACUGUGCUGACUAAAGGAGUGGCUGGAAUUGGAAAAACCAUCUCUGUGCAGAAGUUUAUCUUGGACUGGGCUGAAGGGAAAGAUAAUCAGGAUAUUCACUUCAUGUUUCCACUUCCAUUCAGAGAGCUGAAUUUGAUGAAGGAAAAAAAUAUAAGUCUGAUGGGGCUUCUGUAUCAAUUUUUUACAGAUACAGAAGGGCUGAGAUCAAAAGACUUUCAUGACUAUAAUGUCCUAUUCAUCUUUGAUGGUCUUGAUGAGUGUCGACUUCCUCUAAAUUUCCGAAACAAUCAGAGGUUGUGUGAUGUAACAGAAUCAGCCUCAGUGGACGUACUGCUGACCAACCUCAUCAUGGGGAAUCUGCUUCCUUCUGCUCUCCUCUGGAUCACCACUCGACCUGCCGCAGCCAGUCAGAUUCCUCCUGAGUGUUUCGACCAAAUCACAGAGGUUCGAGGCUUCAAUGACCCUCAGAAGGAUGAGUAUUUCAGGAAGAAGAUACAUAAUGACACUAUGGCCAAUAAAAUCAUCACACACAUCAAAUCAUCAAGGAGCCUCCACAUCAUGUGCCACAUCCCGGUGUUCUGCUGGAUUACAGCCACUGUACUAGAAGCAAUGCUACGUGAAUCAGAAAGUGGGAAGAUUCCCAAUACUCUCACUCAAAUGUUCACACGCUUCCUAUUCUUUCAGACAAAACUGAAGACCCAGAAGUAUGAAGGAAAAUGCGAUGUGGAUCUUCAGCAGACCAAAAAAAAUAUUCUCUUACUGGGCAAACUGGCUUUUGAACAGCUGGAAAAGGGGAACCUGAUCUUCUAUGAGGAAGACCUGAGAGAGUGUGGCAUUGAUGUCAGAGAAGCGUCUGUGUACUCAGGAGUUUGCACACAGAUCUUCAGAGAGGAGUUUGGGCUGCACUUGGGGAAAGUCUUCAGCUUUAUGCACCUGAGCAUUCAGGAGUUUCUUGCUGCUGUAUAUGUGUUUGUGUCAUUUGUCAACAAAAAUAUCUUCACUUCCAAGUCAAAAAUGGAGGAGUUUCUAAAGAGUGAGGUGGACAGGGCCUUACAGAGUGCAAAUGGACACCUGGACCUUUUCCUUCGUUUCCUUCUGGGUCUAUCACUGGAGUCUAAUCAAACAGUCUUUCGAAGCCUUCUGAAACAGCGAGGACAUCACUUUCAAAGUGGACAGGUCAUUGUUAAGUACAUUAAGAGGAAGAUUAGGCAAAAUCCCUCUUCAGAGAAAUCAAUCAAUCUGUUCUACUGUCUAAAUGAAUUAAAUGAUCAUUCUCUGGAGCAGGAAGUACAAAUAUUCCUGAAGAGAGGUAGAAGUGGUAUUUCCAACCUCUCUCCUGCUCAGUGGUCAGCUCUAGUUUUUAUGUUGCUAAACUCAGAAAAGGAAAUGAAUGAGUUUAAACUGAGUGUAUAUUAUCCAUCUGAAGAAUGUUUACUGAGGUUGCUGCCAGUGGUAACAGCAUCCAGGAUAGCCGAUCUGAGCAGAUGUCAUCUCAAAGAUGAAAGUUGUUCAGCUCUGGCCAAAGUUCUCAGCUCAUACUCAAGUCUGAGAGAACUGAACCUGAGUAACAAUAACCUGCCCGAGAGUGGAGUGAGGGUGCUUAGUGCUGGACUGGGAAGUUCAACCUGUCAUGUGGAGACAUUAAAGUUAUCUAAUUGCUGUAUUGGAGAUGUAGGUUGUGCUGCUCUGGCUACAGCUCUGAGAUCAAACCCCUCACACAUGAGGGAACUUAAUCUGAACAGAAACACACUGGGAGAUUCUGGAGCAAAGUUGCUUUCUGCUCUAAUUGAAGAUCCACAGUGUAAACUGGAGAAACUACAGCUGUCUCACUGCAGUAUUGGAGAGGAAGGUUGUGCUCUUCUGGUUUUAGCUCUGAAAUCAAACCCCUUACACCUGGAAGAACUCGAUCUGAGCUUUAAUAAACCAGGAGAUUCAGGAGUGAUGCUGCUGUCUGCUGUACUGAUGGAUCCACAGUGUAAACUGGAGAGACUACAGCUUUCCACCUGCGAUAUUAGAGAGAAAGGUUGCGCUGCUCUGGCUUCAGCUCUAAAAUCAAACCCUUCACACCUAAGAGAACUCAAUCUGAACUAUAAUAAACUAGAAGACUCAGGAGUGAAGCUGCUUUGUGCUGGACUGGUGGAUCAACACUGUAAACUGGAGAAACUAUGGUUGUCUAACUGCCAUAUUAGAAAGGAAGACUGUGCUUCUCUGGUCUCUGCUCUGAAAUCAAACCCCUCACACCUGAGAGAACUCAAUCUGAGCUAUAAUCUUCCAGGAGAUUCUGUAGUAAAGCAGCUCUGUGCUGUACUGGAGGAUCCACAGUGUAAACUUAAAAAACUACAACUGGAAUACUGCUGUAUUGGAGAUGAAGGUUGUGCUGCUCUGGCUACAGCUCUGAAAUCAAAACCCUCACACCUGAGAGAACUGAAUCUGAACAGGAACACACUGGGAGAUUCUGGAGCAAAGUUUCUUUCUACUCUACUUGAGGAUCCAAAGUGUAAACUGGAGAAACUGCAGUUAUCUAAUUGCUAUAUUAGAGAUGAAGGUUGUGCUGCUCUGGCUUCAGCCCUGAAAUCAAACCCUUCACACCUGAGAGAACUCCAUCUCAAUAAUAAUGAAUUAGGAGAUUCAGGAGUGAAACUACUCUCUGGUCUACUGGAGGAUCCACAAUAUAAACUAGAGGAGCUACAGUGA